GUUAUUGAUUUUUAAUAGCGGCGUUAUGGAAACAUCCUGUAUGCUAUGUCAUUAGGUCUUUAUCCACAUCUUUAAAACUUUACAUCCACUAGGACUUAACCAGAAAUAUGGCUAAAGUUAAAUACACCAAGAGGAAAAACCCAGAUGACCCAAAUAAUCCGCAACCAAAAGCCAACAUCACCUGCAACAGAUGUGAACGGAAAUUCAAGGAUUUAAGCAAUUUAAAGAGACACUUCAAUCUCACCCACAAUCCAACGAUCACAAGAUAUUACUGUGAGAUAUGUAAAAAAUCGUACUGCCGUAAAGAUGUUGUAAGGAGACAUAUUAUAAAGGAUCCACAAACGGAAUACAGUGAUUCUUUAAUAUUUACAUGUUCAAAUCCACGUGAAACAGCAGAGAAACCGAAGAAAUAUGUUCCGCCAUUCGAGAGCCGCCCAAAAUCAACUAAGACCCCUAUCUUCAGAAUUAAACCAGCAAACAAAUAUCAAGCAAGUUCACUAUUAAAGUCCGCAUCCAAUGAAUCUACAAAAACUGUCUGCCAAGAUGAAUUACCGGAGUCCUUACCUGUAAAGUCCGCAUCCAAUGAAUCUACAAAAACUGUCUGCCAAGAUGAAUUACCGGAGUCCUUAAAAAAUAGAACAAUAACCAUCCACGGAAUUUAUGGACUGUUUAAUUAAUCAUUAAGCAUAAAUAAUGUAAUGUAAAGUUUUGUGACAAUUUCACACAAUUAUGGUUGUUAAAUUAUUAAUGUAAAGAUUCUAGUCCGCAAGUUGUUAUGACGUCUGCAUUUUUUAUUUACAGA
Saccostrea echinata is the source of this 802-nucleotide messenger RNA. RefSeq lists its product as uncharacterized. The record is from RefSeq and is a predicted model, not a curated record. Lineage: Eukaryota; Metazoa; Mollusca; Bivalvia; Ostreida; Ostreidae. The transcript is spliced from 2 exons. The coding region runs from base 108 to 677 and encodes 189 amino acids.